UUGCUCAAUCUUGAAAGUCUCUACAAAAAUGUAACCCUAUAAGCCUCAGAAUUAAAGUUGUAUUGUAUGUCAUUCUACUUACUGUAACUGCAUUAUGUUGUAAUGUGCUCGUGAUUUUGCCCACAUUUUUACAAUUCUUCCCAAAAAUAUUUCAAAACAACUUGUUCUUGGAAGAGGCAGUCAUCUCCCCUCUCUGCCCUUCAGAGGACAACUCAAUGAACAUUUCUCGUGCUACUUCUGGCAGCUGGAAGCUCAGUAAUUAAAAUCAAUAACCAGGCUCAACAAUCAGAGCCCUUCCAUUUAUCCAUCCUUCAACUCAAAGUGUCCAGCUCUCUUUACCUACAGGCUGAAGCUUUUAUCAGCCAUGAAACAUAAGCAUCCUCCUUCAAUCUAAUUCUUAUUGGACCCACAACACUGAGAACAAGAGGAUCAAGACAUAGAGAAGAGGUGCAGUGUUUAACCUUCUAUAGUGAUCUUAUCUUUUUUUGUCACAAUGAUAAACUGCUCAAGAUUGUCGCUGCAUUUUGUUGUAACAUAGAAUAAAGGUUGAAUUGAUAGUUGGAAGAGUAUUCAAUGUUGGUCUCGUGGCAGAUACAGAAGAGUAAACCUUUUUCACAGAACACAUUUUUGACCUGUCACAGGAAAAGCCUAAUAAUAAAAUGAAUGACAGCUGAAUUCUAUUUAGCUGCUUCAGUUUCCGGGUCCUGGCAUUGUUCAUGCUGCUCACUGUCACACUGCCAUGGUUCCCUGGGACACCUGAGUAGGAGAGAGCAUCGUUAGUGUUAUUGGUAACACCUGUGCUUUUCCUGCUACGGCGAGUCAAAAAAUGUCUGCUGUGAAAGAACCAGGGAAGGAGGGCAAACCAAAAGUAAGCUGGGGAGAGAGAGGAAGGGGGGAGGAGAAGGAGGAGGGAUGUGAGGAGAAGAUAAAUCUGCAUUCUACCGCUGCCUCUGGUCAGAGACAGUUGAAGCUACAGAGCACGCUCAAGGAGAAGCAGCAUCCCUGGCUGGAGACAUCGCAUUUUCGAUAAAGAAAAAUUAAAAAAGAAAACAUAUCCAGCUGCAAAAAGGCUGCAGACUGAUAUUGCAAGAGCAGAAAAAAGAAGAAACGAUCAACUGGACUUCACAAAGACAAAGCUAUGCGGCCGCGCUCCAGACUGCUGUCCAAAAGGAGACUCCUGCUGCCCACGAUCAGAGAGGGCACUGAGGAGAUGAUGAGGGAUUUAAAUGAAGUCAACACACUCCACAUCACUGGCCACGGCCAGGCUGUCUCUUCGGAGGACUACCUCCUCUCCAUCUGCCACCUGGCCCACCCCACAUUCCCCACCAGGGACGUCACCCCUGACAACAUCCACAGCAGGAAGCUGGACGCCAUGCACCAGACGCUGCGGCUGUCACGGCUCCGUGUCACCACAUCGACCACCUUUGAAUUCAACCCCACAGAGGAGGCCCAUGCCAUCGAUAUGCAGCAGAGAGAGGAGAAAGAACUGAAUGGCGAGCUGAUGUUUGGCAACUCUGACCCCCUGGAGUAUCUUUAUGGACACCAGAGCAACCUCUUAGGUGGUGUGAGGAGGGCCUUUGUCGAAGGAAGGUUUAUAAGGCACCAUGGGAGUAUAUGGGAGGGCCAGGCUCGCUCUAGAGCUCACAGAAUCCCCCGUGAUUCAAGUCCAGACCUCCCAAGCCAACACAAGAGCAGCUGCCCUGAGUUACACACCAGCACUAACACCUCUAUCUCCCCAAAGCACAGCUUCUCCAGGAGAGGGAGGCCGGCAGACAGAGGAGCAGAGGGGGAUUCUCAGAAUCCAAGCAUCAAACAAUCCCUCAUCUCCCAGUGGAUCUCUGACUGCAGGUCAGCAUGGAGGGAGGCACGUGUACGAGCAUGCAUGCUGCCCGCCAUCGCUGAGAUAUAGAACGCAAACACAGACUUUGUGACUGAAGACAUUCCUCAAUAAAGUAUCCUAAUCUUUAAUCGUUAGGAGAUAUGUAGAUGUGUAUUAUGCAGAUAAAUAUAAGGGAUAUAAUUAAAUAAACAUCUGAAAACACACAGAGGCAAGUAAAUACUAUCAUGAUUGUCCACCUGUAAUGUUGUAUUAAUGUCAUUACUGUUACGACCUACCUACACUUGAUGUAUGCUGGUGAUCAUACAAAAUCAUAAAAAUGGACAAAUCUGCAAAAUCUUUUUUUACCUUCCUGUGUUUUGUGAACUAAGUUUGAAUCAAUAAAACGGUUUUUAUAC
Cottoperca gobio is the source of this 2235-nucleotide messenger RNA. RefSeq lists its product as uncharacterized. NCBI's taxonomy places the organism in Eukaryota, Metazoa, Chordata, Actinopteri, Perciformes, Bovichtidae. Gene Ontology annotation, biological process: regulation of autophagy. The record is from RefSeq and is a predicted model, not a curated record. The coding region runs from base 1139 to 1909 and encodes 256 amino acids. Gene Ontology annotation, cellular component: mitochondrion. The transcript has 3 exons.